AUGCAUUAUCGCAAAAACUGUGGUGACGUGUACAAGUCAGGUGACAGGAUCAGCGGUGUGUAUACAAUCGACCCGGAUGGUUCAGGGGCAUUUGACGUGUACUGUGAUCAUAGUGCCCCCGGUGGGGGGUGGACAGUGUUCCAAAAGAGACUGGAUGGCUCAGUUGAUUUCUACCGCGGUUGGAAUGAUUACAAGCUUGGCUUUGGUAACCUGAAUGGCGAGUUUUGGUUGGGGCUGGAUAAGAUUCAUCGGCUGACCAAGAGUGAACGUUGCAACCUUCGUGUGGAUCUCGAAGACACCGCGGGAAAGGCAGCCUAUGCCGAGUAUGACAUGUUUGCUGUAACAAGCGAGAGAACCAAGUACCAGUUAGGAUUUGGAACUUAUUCAGGUUUGUACGCAUUAUCUGAACAACUUUUCAUUAACCAAUGUAUAAUUUUAGAAUUCAAGCACUUAUAUUAGAGAAGGGGAAAUUAUAGGCACGUGCGUGUGCAUCAUUGAUCCUUGGUCGAUUUAUCACAAGAUAAUAGGUGCGCUCACACCCUAGUGAUUUUACCCAUGGGCUAUGAAUGUUUUUCAUAAUGUUUUUCGUUAAACACCGCAAACAUGAAAGUGAUCAAAACCCAGAGGGACAACAACCCAAGUUAUUUCUCCUUGGGAACAGUUGCGGAAGACGUCUAGUAUGACCGCACCUAAUUAUCGCUGAGUCUUUUGCUAGUCCAAACGUCGAACAUUUCGUGAUGUGAACGAAACUUAGUGAGUUAAGUUCAUGAAAAGUUCGACGUCUGGCUCAGUCAAGUUCGUCUGAAUGAGUUUGGAUCGUCCAACACAUUCCCUCCGUCUCUGGGACAAACGUUGAUCUUCGCAACCGAGGAACUAAACUGAUAAAUUAAAAAUUUGUGAGGUAAUGUAUAUUUAUUUAGCCCCGUUCGGGACAAAAAGUUAUUAAGUUUGAUUUCUGGUCUGAUUCAGUUGACUGAUUCGACGCGUCCUUAGUUGGACGUCUGACCCAACAGAUGAUCUUAACUGAAUUUAGGUCGACCCAAAUUAGAGUUUGGUUCGUUUCAUGAAAAGUUCGACGUUUGGCUUAGGCCUUAACUGCUUUUUAUGCUUAACUAGUAAUUCAGCUUUGUAGCGAUUUGUCUGUAGGAACAGCUGGGGAUUCUUUGACCUAUCAUAGAGGUUGGUCAUUUUCAACCAAAGAUCAGGAUAAUGACAACUGGGGCAAACACUGUGCGGAGCACUUUAAGGGGGCUUGGUGGCAUGGCAGUUGUCUCCGUUCCAAUCUAAACGGCCCGUACCAUCAUGGAAAAAUCUCAGGCAAAACUUCAUACGUAGGUGUGGUCUGGUUUCACUGGAAAGGAGCUGACUACUCUUUGAAGAGAGCUGAAAUGAAGAUCAGGCCGGAAAAGUUCUAGGAAAGCUUUUUUACUGUACUAAGCCUGUACAGUAGUGUACUUAAAAUGUCUUGAGGACACACGAAGCGUUUCCAAAAUUAAAAGCCUUUUCUGAGCUAGUUAUAGAGUGAUGAUAUUUUCUAGCGAUGAAGAAUUAGGAUAAGUUCUCUAAUGGACUAAACAUUUUUUUAUACCGUGGAACCCCUUUAUUAGUACCACCGUUGGACUAGGACAUUUUGGUCGCGGGUUGGUCAUACAUCAGCGAAUUAACGGAUAGCGGUUGAAAAAUCACGUUUAUUUCCGUUGAAAGAGGUAAAGCUCUCUCCCGAUCGCUAAAUGAUUAAAUUUCUAACAUUUGAUAACUUGUUUUCUCCACAACGACAUUCUUGCUAAAUCCCGUAGAGGAAACUAGUAGCCUGACGACGGCUACCACAGUUUUCCCGCCAAAAUGACGUUGGUAAUCGCGGGCGUGCACUACUUAAAGGGUGCGUUCUUUUGGGAUGAUCCGGAUCAGGAUAAGUGAUCCGAGAUCAUUCUGAUCAUAGUAGAUCAAAUACACCGAUGAAUCCACUAUGGACAAGGAUUCAUCGGUUCAUUUGAUCUACCAUGUUCCAAAUGAUCUCGGAUCACUGAUCCUGAUCCGGAUCAUAUCAGAGGAACGCACCCUUAGUAUUAAGACUAGGAGUAAUCGGAGCUUAGGAGAGUGCGUUCGAUAUGUUUGUUAGGCGUAGAGGUAGCAGUGGAGGGGAAAGGGUGGAUGGUUCUUGCGAUAGAUAACUAUGAUUAUGGCAUAUUUUGAACGUAAGGGUUGCGUACAGCGAAACAUUGAUUAUAACAUUGAUCUCAGAAAACUUCGCGUAAACAAAAGCACCGGCCGCCGAAACCACAAAGCGGCUCUAAAUGAAAAACCUACCUACCGACUUUCCUCAAAUGAUUCUUCAUUCGCAGUUCAAUUUAACAUUUCAGUUUCGAAGACAAGGGCAAUUUUGCUGUUUAAGAUAAAGGUUAAGCUUAUCGAAAUGUUUGAAUUAAACGAAAGAAUGCCAGGGAUGCGAUCCGCUGAAUAUCAAGCGACAAUCCCGCUAAAAUUUUUCAUAAUUAUUCAUAAUUAUGCGAAUGUUUAGACAAUCAACCAAUCAAAAUCACUACUCGGUUUUCGGGUAGUGAGUGGACGUCACUGGACGGUAUUAACGGCCGGUCGAUUCAGACGUUGUUGAGAGGAGAAAACGACUCGAAGCAAUCGGAUGAAUUUCAGGCUACAAAAAACGUUGAUUCACGUCGAUAGCUCCCAAGUUUCGCUAUGUAAUUCUGGCUUGAUGAGGCAAUGAAGAAAUGCAUGCAUAAAAUCGAGAACAUGCUUUUACAACACCCUAUCCUUGGCCGAGAUCGAGAGCUAAUCUGCUUUCAUUCAGUAGUAGUUUUAUUCUGAUAGGAAAAUGCGUGCGUGUCAAAAGCUCAGCAUAGCCCCGGGGUUUACAAAUGCCCGGCCCCCGGGCAGCGCAAAAUUUGCAAAUGCCCCACCCCCGGGACUGAAAAGGAGGGCAAAUGCCCCGCAGUAGCCCGGGGGGGGAGGGUGGUGAGAGGGUCGCAGCUGUAACCGUGAAUGACGCAUUAUCAAUGUAAACUUUUGAUAACCAAAGUAUAGAAUUGUAGAACAUUUCGCUUAAAACAAAUUCCAUCAAUAUUGUUUAAUCUCAAGGUUUCUACCUCGUUUUUGCAGUGCGAUUCUCUUCCUUUGCGAUAGGGUCAAAAGUUAUCUCAGUUCUUCCUCUUUAGUUUGUAAUACACAGAAAGGGAAUUUGAAAAGGAAAACUGAUAUAAAAAAUAAGAAAUGAAUAAUGAAUAUCACGGAAAAAUUAAAAAUGAAUAAUGAAUAAUUUAAAGAAAAAAGCAAAGAAUAAAGAAUAAUCGAGAUCCAAUUAUUCAUUUUCCACCCCCGAGAAUCACAAACACGUCCGUGGUCUGCUCUGUUUAUUGCACAGCACUAGCCUGCGUACCAGGCGUCGAAAGGGGUAGGGGAUAAAGAAAAAGGGAGAAAGGGAGGGGGUAGGGGAGAGAGGGGAAGGGGCUCCCUUCCCUUUCCCUUUCCCCUCUUUCGUGCUUUUCUCCCUCCCCCUAUCCCUCCCCUUUUUAAACCACAAGGAGGAGCCCGAUGACGGCUACGUAUAGUGUGACGCUCACAGCUUGAGGUUGGGCGGGCCUUUGAUUUCUUACAUGAUUUCUUCUGGUGAACACCCUGAAAUGUUUCAUUAGCGGACUAGGCGUCGCCAAGCAUCAUGAAAUCUUUUUUUCUUUUCUGCAUCGGCCUCCUGUUUCAAGGAGAAGCUGUUCAUUCAGCAACAAGAAAGGAACAAAGUCAACUAGAUUCGAAGACCACGCCAUGCACUGCAAACAACUACAACGGCAUUUAUGCGGAGCCCAGCAAGAAGCUGGAACAUGUUAUUUUGGGUAUGAAAAAGCAAUUGGAUGAGAUUCAGAAGAACCUUAAAGGUUCCUCGUGCAAGGGAUGUAGGAACAAUACUAAAGGUUAGUUAAAUUAUGAGGAGUAAAAUUAGUAUAAGGAAAAAUCUCGUUUCCUUGAAGAAUGCGUUUUCCAUUCACAAUUUCGCUGCCGGGGCAAGUCAGGUCAAGAAAACUCAGGUCAAGUGCGCAAGUUGCAUGGGAGAGUACUGAGGCGGUAUUAAACUAAAUUCAAUCGCGUCGCGCGUCCGGAGCAAUAUUCAGGGUCUUGAGAAGCUGAGGAAGAUGCCGGGGAAAGAUGGUAUUGACUGUGUGGCUUGCAUGACUACAACUGACACAAAAAGCGGACAGUCUUAGUUCCAGUCGUGAGGUAGAAAAGUAAUCCCUAAGUUUGCCACUUCGUUUAAGUCGGCUACUCUUUCUUUACACGCGCGCGGUUUUGGACACCUCAUAGAACUAACCCUUUUUCUUACAAAACGGUAUUUUUUGCUAGAGUUAGUGAGCCGCCUGCUCUGGCCUCAUGCAAACGAAAUCGAAGCGCGAGGCAUUAUGGGAGGGGUAAUAAUUGAUGAGAGCAGAAUGAGAUAAAGGGAUGAUGAGAGAGUGAGAGAGUGAGAGAGUGAGAGAGAUGUGUGUCGCGUAAUUCUUUCAUCUCCGCACACCCACGCUCAGAGCAUAUUACAGCUGUGGUCAUACUACAGACUUUUUUUACCUAGGUAAACUCGACUUGUUGAGAGUUUUCCUAGGGAAACUUGAUUUUUUAACUGUGAAUUUUAUCGUCUGGGUCUUGGAUAUGUCUCGAGAAAAAUAGAGUUUCCCUUGACAGCUACCCCGAAGCGAUAACAAGGGAAAAAAGAAAUACCGAGGUUGCUAGCCAAUAGCCGCUCAUCGGCGAAGGUCUUGAUGACAGAACCGGGCAAAGAAAUUUUGGGGGCACGAUUCGUCUACCUUUCUUCACCUUGCACGUUGAAUUAGCGCAAGAAAAACCAGCGAGAUAAAAGAAAAAAACGUCUCUUUGAUCAGCUAGAUCCCUGUGCAUCUUGCCUUGUUUAAUUUACGCUCCAAAAAAUUCAACUCGCGCGAAAACCUUAGGAGCCGAUAUCAGUAGUGUGAUCUUACCAGAAGUUUUCAUCUGGGUAAAAUAAAACCCGAGAUGAAUUUACCUCGGGAGAUUUUUGAUGAAUUUGCCCUAGGUAAAUAGGUUUUACUAUACUUAGGUGAAAGCCUGUAGUGUGACCUCGGGAACCACGCCGGUUCAAAGGUAGCCAAAGCUUGAAAUAUGAGCUUCGGCACUGUUAAUAAAGCUCAAAUAUUUGUAUGGCGAAAAACGACUGUUUUUUUUUUUUUAACUUAUGAAUGUGAAGGGAGCGGCUAAUAGGCUGACCUUAGUCACGUUGCGUGUUUCCUCUUUUCUGCAUGAUCCUCAAGCUGCGCCGUUUGAUGAUCCAACCCCGUUACCUUUUAAACAAUUUUUUGUCCCUUUUUACCUUCAUAUAUAUACCUUCAAUUGACAAAUGGUACCACUUUCACAUACCUAGCUAGUUUAGAACACUUUGCUGGAUCCCUUCUAAUUCUAUAUGCACUGUAAUAAAAUAUGAAUAAAUCACUAUGCCAUAGCCUGGGUAGCAGGCGCUUGGAAGUAGUGCGCAAGAACCGGCGGGCAAGAAUGAGACACGAGAGGGGAGAGGGAGCGUGUCUCCUUCGCGCGCGCCUUUUCUCUAUUUCGCCCACUACUUCCAAGCGCCUGAAAGAAAGAAAGAGAGAGAGGACAAACACUGGUUUUUGGCAGUCUGGUAAUUUGUUCGCAUUGUUACAAAUGCCGUCACCGCAAAAUUUGAAAAAAAUUUUCGGCGAACCCCCUUUAAACCCAAUAUUUUCUUUUGACCCCCUCCUAUAAAGCCAUUUGUUUCAUGACCCCCUCAAACCCCACCAGCUAUAACAGCGGAGGAACGGAUAAGACAUAAAUUGAUUAGUGGGUUAUAUAAAAAUUGAACAUAAUUAAUGAAAAUAUUUUCAAACUGCUUAAUUGUCAACUUUGUUAAAAUGCCGGUUAUUCUCGUCAGUCCACUCCCACAAAGACUGUGCUGAGCUGUACAAAUCUGGUAAAAAGAUCAGUGAUGUUUGCACAAUCGACCCUGAUGGUUCAGGAGCCUUUGAUGUGUUCUGUGACCAAAAAACAGACGGUGGGGGGUGGACGGUGUUCCAAAAGAGACUGGACGGCUUGGUUAAUUUCUACCGUGGCUGGGCUGACUACAAAGGGGGCUUUGGUAACUUGAAAGGUGAGUUUUGGCUUGGACUGGACAAGAUCAACCGCUUAACUAACAGUGGACGGUACAAGCUUCGUGUGGAUGUUGAAGAUAUCGAAGGAAAAACAGCCUAUGCUGAAUAUGAUAUGUUUGCUGUAACCAGCGAGCGAACUAAGUACAGGCUGAGCUUAGGAAAGUACAACGGUAUGGCAUCUCUGGAUAUUUAUUAAGUAUUUGUUUGAUUUUUUUAAAAAAAUUCUUUACUGUUAAAACCUGUAAAAAGUCUUCUUUAUCACUUAAAGGAGCUGUGUCACGAAAUUUAUCAAAACCCGUGGGAAACACCACCAAACUUAGAGAAACAUAAAAAUAACUGCUCAAAACGUGAAAAGAGGUAAAGAUAACAGCAAAAUCAAAAGGAGAAACGGAUGGACAAACUUGAAGAAGAUUGAAACGGAUUGCAGUUGUGGUUUUUGAAAACUUGUAAGUAAUUUCUCAAGUUCCAAAGCGAAUAAGGAGGCCCAUUGGCAUGAUUCACAAAACGAACUACAGACAAAGAGCACACAACUCCUUUAAGCAAUGUACAAAGUGCGGAUUAGAGGGCAAUACUAAAAAUUGUCGCAUUUUGAAAAGUAAGAGGCUGCUGAUGCCCACAGUGACAUCUGUCAAACAUAACUCUACGUUACCUAUUCUGUAGGUAAGCGUGCAUGUUUUCCCAAACGUCCGCAUAAUUCAAUGUGGCUCUUGAUCAGUCUCGGUAGUUUCUUCUCGUUUCCUACUUCAAAGUUUUAUUUUUCGGGCAGUAAAACUUCAGUUAGCUAGUCAAAUCUAACAUGGUUAGACCCAAUCAAACUAAAACGGACUUUCCUCCUCAAAACUUUUCUUCGUCAUGAAUUUCGAUAAGCAAAUCAUUGAACGAUUAAAGAUUUCGCCCGCUAAAGGAAUCUGGAAUCCAAGUAAUUCGGAACCCAGAACAGGAAAUCCAGAACAGUCGACGGCGUGGAAUCCAGAAUCCAAGACUGUCUCAGAUUAUCUUACAUCGGACGAAAGAUUAGCGUCUACUGCAUAUUAUCAAACAUAUUGUUUUUAACAGUGAAAAGUUGUUUCAAAACGAGUUGAGGUUAUUUGCAUUCCCGUAGCGCGCGUCGAAAUGUUCAGUAUAUUGGUACCCCAAAAUCCACCUUUUUCUUCUCCAGGAACCGCUGGGGAUUCCCUUUCUAAGCAUCGCGGUUUUCCGUUUUCAACCAAAGAUCGCGAUAAUGACGAUGUUUGGAGUACUAACUGUGCAGAGCGUCAUGAGGGAGCUUGGUGGUACUAA
Messenger RNA from Porites lobata, 7415 nucleotides. The record is from the annotation of a GenBank genome assembly. NCBI's taxonomy places the organism in Eukaryota, Metazoa, Cnidaria, Anthozoa, Scleractinia, Poritidae.